UGAAUAUACUCAAUCAGUUGAACCAAGAACAUCAAAGCUAUAACACUGUGCUCCUGUGAAGUCCUCUCUGCAUUAAAAUUUUGUCUCUCAAUAUAUGAGGUGUGUGUAUUCAAGAAGUGAUAACUUGUUGAGGUGAUAAAACAACGUGAAUUAAUAAUAAAUCGAAUUGUUUAAAGACGCCAAAAUCGCUGAAUCGAAUUAUUCAUCUCCGGUUUAAAAUAUUUGAUAAAAAUACAAAUAUUCGAAGGACAGUAUUGACGACGUGCUAAAAUGACGACCACGAAGCUUGGUACAUUAUGCUUCCUAUCAGUGAUAAGUCUUUCUCUUGGAUACAUGGCAGAUUAUCCUGGACCAUAUUGUGCAAUUCGACCCGGUGGAUGCUGUGACAAUCGGAAAGAUAUUUGUUCAAUGCCAAUAUCAACCACAUUGUGUUAUUGUGAUGCAUUCUGUGAUAGAGCUAUUAAUGGAGAUUGUUGUCCUGAUUAUGAAUCGUAUUGUUUGGGAGCACCACCGGCAGAAAAUAUUACGGCAAAGUGCCUACACAAUGGGGUUUGGUUUGGCCAAUUUGAUGCUCCAAUACGAGACAAUUGCAAUUUGUGCAAAUGCCAUCCAGAUGGUCGUACUGUUUGCGAGACAAAUGUGUGUCUCAUCGACAAGGACUUGAUUACUAACGUAAAUAGCAUACACCAACUGGGAUGGUCAGCGAGUAAUUACACCGAAUUUUGGGGUCGUAAAUAUCAAGAGGGACUUGACCUUCGUCUUGGGACAUACGAGCCAACAGUUCGAGUGAAAGGAAUGUCAAAGCUGACAAACAAAGCUGAAAGAUUACCAGAAGAAUUUAAUUCCUUUGACAACUGGAGCGGUAUGAUGUCUGACAUCAAGGACCAAGGGUGGUGCGGUUCAUCGUGGGCGGUGUCAACCGCAUCGGUGGCAUCUGAUCGGUUCGCCAUUCAUUCCAAAGGUAAAGAAACAGUUACGCUAUCGCCGCAACAUCUGUUAUCCUGUGUACGACGACAACAGGGUUGUAAGGGUGGCCAUUUAGAUUGGGCAUGGAACUACUUCCGUAAAAUUGGAGUUGUUGAUGAUGAUUGCUUCCCAUACAUCGCCGCAUCGAAUAAAUGCAAAGUUCGUCGUACGGAUACGUUAGCAUCUGCUGGAUGCAGACUUCCGACAAAGGUCAGACGUAAUCAUUUGUAUAGGGUUGGACCAGCUUAUUCGUUAAACAACGAGACCGAUAUUAUGAUUGAAAUUAUGGAAUCGGGACCAGUACAAGCAACAAUGCGAGUUUAUCGUGACUUUUUCGCAUACAAAGAGGGUAUUUACACUCACUCAGCAGCUAGCCGAUCAGAUCAAGGUGGUUUUCAUUCAGUACGAUUGGUUGGUUGGGGUGUGGAACGGAAUGGAUACGAAACAACUAAAUAUUGGAUCGCCACCAAUAGCUGGGGUACAUGGUGGGGCGAAGACGGCUUCUUCCGAAUACGCCGAGGUACGAAUGAAUGUGAAAUCGAAAACUAUGUUCUGGCAACAUGGCCUCACAUUCAUCUGAAAUUGAAAACGGAAUAGUUUUUGUCCAAGUGGAUAUAUAGGGUUGAUGAGUGUGUACCAUUUUCAUUGAAAUAAUUUUUUUUUUUGUGUAGUAAGUAACUAUACCUUAGUUUUGUAUAAUAAAAAAACAAAGUUAAGAGUUUAGCAGUAUAAGUUUGCCGAUUUACUCGACAGCACUGUCACAGUUCUGUGUCUCUUUAGUUGUAUCAUCAAUUUUUUUUUUGUAGAAUUCCACGUGAAAAGAGAAUUAAGAUUGUGGAACCGCGACAAACGAACACAAAAUGGAUUUUUUUUUGUAGUAUUUUUGCUAAGUUAAAAGUAAUUAAGUAUUAAUGUUAAACGAACGGAAAUGUUUAGUCUGUGUUAUUGUUUUAAAUGUCUAAAAUGUUUAAGUUAUACUAACUUCCAACUGCCAUAAGAAAAAAAUGUAAAAAAAAUUAAAAUUAAAAUUAAAACUCUCACGGAUACUAAAAUGUAACAAACAAAAAAAAAAUGGUAAAUAGAAUGGAAGGAGGAAUUCAAAUUUUUAUUUAAAGGAAGCUCUAUAAAUUGCCCUUACACUACACUACACGCUUCAUGCA
This is a messenger RNA of Bradysia coprophila, 2126 nucleotides long. RefSeq names its product Secreted Wg-interacting molecule (gene Swim). Gene Ontology annotation, biological process: proteolysis. NCBI's taxonomy places the organism in Eukaryota, Metazoa, Arthropoda, Insecta, Diptera, Sciaridae. Gene Ontology annotation, molecular function: cysteine-type peptidase activity. The record is from RefSeq and is a predicted model, not a curated record.